Dioszegia hungarica is the source of this 504-nucleotide messenger RNA. RefSeq lists its product as uncharacterized. The transcript has 3 exons. The coding region runs from base 1 to 504 and encodes 167 amino acids. Lineage: Eukaryota; Fungi; Basidiomycota; Tremellomycetes; Tremellales; Bulleribasidiaceae. The record is from RefSeq and is a predicted model, not a curated record.
AUGCUUUAUAUCGUCGGCCUCAUUGUCCUCCUCUUCGCCAUCAUCAUCAUAUACGUCGUCCGAAUCUUCGCAUCCUUUGUAACAGCUAUCAAAGCCCACCGAGCCGCUAAACGCGAUCCAGAGUCAGCGGACGAUGGGCCGGUGAAGCGCCCUUCGCUGAGAGCUGUGGCGCGGGAAGUGACGCAUACGAUGUUCCCGCCAAGACAGCAGAGUCCACACGUGCCUGCACAUAGGCGAAGCUCGGUCGAGCUGGCGAGGAGGGGAUGGGUAUCGACCGAGAUGGCGGUGACUAGGGUAGAGACAAGGGAUGGGGAAUUGCCCACAUAUCAGGAGAGUCAUACCAUGCCAAAACCACCGGCAGCGAUCUACUCUGCCUCAGCAGUACAUCAGUCAGCGGCGAGAACGGAGGCGGAACAGGCGUCAGCUCCGGUACCGGAUUACUCAGCGGGCCAGGCGCCCCAUCUACCGCCCCAAUACCAGGAACAGCCUGUCAUGCGUUCGUAG